This is a messenger RNA of Triticum aestivum (bread wheat), 1900 nucleotides long. Its product is annotated as sulfite exporter TauE/SafE family protein 3. The record is from RefSeq and is a predicted model, not a curated record. Gene Ontology annotation, biological process: protein ubiquitination. Bases 174 to 1568 code for a protein of 464 amino acids. Gene Ontology annotation, cellular component: Cul4A-RING E3 ubiquitin ligase complex; membrane. The transcript is spliced from 12 exons. Lineage: Eukaryota; Viridiplantae; Streptophyta; Magnoliopsida; Poales; Poaceae.
CCCCGGGUUUAUGCGGCCCCGCGGCCCACGCCAUCUCACCGCCCUCCAAGCGCAUUCAAGACCGUCGUUCGGUCCUGCACUCGUGCCCUUUGCACACGCGCGCAAACAUUUUGAGAACAUCAUCAAACUCUGGGAUUAUUGGAGAACCUUUCCUUGGAUUCUAGGGCCGUGAAAUGGGCAGGAAAUGGCACGCCGUCGCGGCACUGGGCAUGGCGUACGCUGUCGCCGCCGCCGCCGUCGCCGAUGGCGACAAGGGCCUCUCCUUCGCCGGCACCGUUGCAGGGCCGGAGGAAGCCAGCUCCCCGCGCAAGCUGGCCAGCUUGUACGGAACCACUUAUCACCACGUCUGGCCGCCCAUGAAAUUUGGAUGGCGAAUUGUGUUAGGGUCAUUCAUUGGAUUCUUCGGGGCAGCAUUUGGCAGCGUUGGUGGAGUAGGCGGAGGCGGGAUCUUCGUUCCGAUGCUAACGUUGAUCAUUGGCUUUGAUCCAAAAUCAUCAGCAGCCAUGUCAAAAUGUAUGAUCACGGGAGCUGCUGUUUCAACUGUGUAUUGCAAUCUCAAGCUGAAACACCCAACUUUGGACAUGCCAAUGAUAGACUAUGAUCUAGCCCUCCUCAUACAGCCCAUGCUCAUGAUGGGGGUUAGCAUUGGGGUUAUUUGCAAUGUGAUAUUCCCAGACUGGCUUGUCACAAUCCUCUUGAUCAUCCUCUUUCUAGUUACUUCGAUUAAAGCUUUUCUGAAGGGUGUUGAAGCAUGGAAGAAAGAGACAGCGAUAAGAAGGGAGGCAAAGGCAAAACAACUAGAGCAAUCGAAUGAAGAUACUAGAUAUACGCUACCGCCUACAGGACCCGAUACUGCAGCUGAGACAAAAAAAACCACAGAUGAAGCGGUAUCCAUUUGGAAGAACAUUUACUGGAAGGAGUUUGGCCUUCUGGCCUCCGUUUGGGUAGCAUUCCUUACACUUCAAGUCACCAAGAACUACGUGGCAACUUGCUCCACAUGGUACUGGGUUUUGACUGUACUCCAGAUCCCGGUGUCAGUUGGAGUGUCCAUGUACCAGGCAGCAGGUUUGGUGCAGGGGAAGAGGGCGCUAUCAUCAAGAGCAAAUAACCAGACCAGCCCAAAAGCUCAUCAGAUAUUAGUGUACUGCUUCUUUGGUGUCACCGCCGGUGUCCUCGCCGGUCUGCUUGGGGUCGGUGGGGGCGUCGUCAUGGGGCCUCUCUUCCUGGAGCUCGGUAUCCAUCCGCGGGUCUCGAGUGCGACGGCCAGCUUUGCGAUGAUGUUCUCAUCUUCCAUGGCGGCCGUGGAAUACUACCUGCUGAAACGGUUCCCUGUACCAUACGCUCUCUUCUUCACUGGCCUGACAUUUGUUGCCGCGAUUGUUGGCCAGUGGGUCGCAAGGAAGCUGGUCAAUUGGCUAGGGCGGGCAUCAUUUAUCAUCUUCAUAUUGUCCUCCAUGAUCUUCGUUAGCGCCAUUUCUCUAGGUGGAGUCGGCGUCUCCAAGACGACUCACAAGAUGGCGCGGCACGAGUACAUGGGAUUCGGCAACAUUUGCAACUAUCAUGCGUAGGAAGAUGCUGCCCUACAAGAACAGCGUGCUGAUUGUGCAGUUUCAGUGGAUGGAACGCUGUGAUGUUUGUUUGCAGAUGCCAAGUUGAACCACAAGGCCAGGAGAUAAGAAUUCCAGCCAGUAGUUCCUUCCAACAUACGACUAGUAUUUGCUAGUCACCCAUUGUAAAUGUACCUUCAGAUGGAUAAACCGUAGUUCUUAAUAGAUUAAUGCUAUUUCUGACUUCUGGUAAGUUUAGAGCUACUUUUCAGAAUGCCUUUCUUCAUAGGAGUCAAAAAGUAACUCAUGUUAAGUUUUGCCAACAUAUAAAAGAACACACAAGUAGCAACGAU